AUGUUGGGAUAUAACACGGAGGGCGACGGGGUGGCUGGCAUCCAACGGCGUCUGUCGGAGCACGAUUUUCAUCGUCGUGCAUUUUCUUUGGCAGGGGAAGAUUUGGUUGGAGGCCCUCCGUCCGGGGUAGGAGGAGGAGCGUUUGUCGUCGGUCGACUGACAAAGCCAAGAUAUUGCUUCUUGGCGCCCGAACUCAAAACGGAGGUUUCGACAUGA
Colletotrichum lupini is the source of this 216-nucleotide messenger RNA. RefSeq lists its product as uncharacterized. The record is from RefSeq and is a predicted model, not a curated record. Bases 1 to 216 code for a protein of 71 amino acids. Lineage: Eukaryota; Fungi; Ascomycota; Sordariomycetes; Glomerellales; Glomerellaceae. The transcript has a single exon.